CCAAGAUUUAUUAUCACCCAUUUUCCCCAUCUUUUCUCAACCACAAUUUCCAGUAAUUGGAGUUGACGGCUUCGACUAUCACUCUUGCUCUUUUCUUAUCAAACAUUACUGUGAUCGGAGCUUACCAUGAGUGUCAUGCGUUUGCCUCGCCCAACUGGCGUGUAUGUGCCAAACUCUCCCACCCGGAGUCUCACCAGCGAAAUGAUUUCCUCUCCAUUAUCCCCCGAGUUCAACUUUGACUCGGAGACCCUCACUCCGUCCAUCAUCCCGGCCCUGGAAUAUGUCUCCGCCAAGCUGGAGCAGCGCAUGAUGCACGUCACGCUCCUGGUCGGCCGUGGGAAGCCCUACCCGACCGGCCAACCCUCCGAUCUCAUCGUCAUCCCCAUCACCCCGCUCGAUGAGACGGCCUGGCGAAUCGUCUUUCGCACCGUGGCCAAGGGAGCGAGCAAGUUCUCCCUCGGCCCCAGCUGGACCGAUGCCUUGAACCGGAGUCAGCACGAGCGGCAGGCCCACGACUACCUGAUUCAGCAGUCGAUCAUGCAGAAUGAGGUGAUUUUCAGUCGGGAGGGCCUGACCCUGCUGAAUGUGGACCGCAUCUACACCCUCAAACGCCGACUCUGCAUCCUCUCCCACCGGGGAGUCCCACCGGAAGACUCCUACAUUACAUCCUGUGCACAACUCCUCCAACGGACCAUCAAAGACUUCCACGGCCGUCCCUUCAGCCGGGCCUUCUUCCACCGCGUCUAUGAGCAGCUGAACGUGCCUGACGAGCUCCUCACCCAGGUGGCGAACUCCUUCCGCAAGCAAUACAAGCAGGAAGGGAUCAUCAUGCCCCCGCGGCCCAAGGCCGAUCUUGCUCGCAAAUCCCCUCUCCGCGCCAUCCGGGCAGCCCGUCGCCAGAAUCCCCCGCCGACGAGGUAUAACCUGCCGACCAAACGAGGUCCCAAGACGCCACUGUCGGCAUCCGAUGUGACGCCGAUCACUCGGAAUGAAUGGAACAUGCUGGUCCGAACGGACUUUCCUUGUGGCAAGGCGACCGUUACCAAGUGGACCCCAUCGCCAACGGUUCUGGCGGCCGCGUGAACUAGCGAUUGAUGCUUGGCGUGAUGUCAGGCAGACUUGAUAUAGAGGCCUCCCUCUGGCCUGAAACAUGCACAAUGAGGCAGCUCCUCAAGAGGAAUCCCAAACGCACAGGGUAAGGUUGUCUAACCUGAGUCGAGUAAGAGACGGCAUGAGCUAACCGACUGUGCAGGCCGUUCCACUUACACCUGCCGGUGUGGAGCUAUCCGAGCGAUGUCGGCAAACCGGCCAACUAGCUGCAGGGACCGCUCGCAACGCAGUGGUUCAAUCGGGACCAUCCGCGGGAUCGAAAUGUUUUGCAUUUUGCAAUGUUGACCGCAAGCGGAGUCAUUCAACCGUGUUCCAUCGAGGGAAUACCCGGAAGGAAGGAUCGAACAAGUGAAGAAGAAUAUGUGUAUGAUAGAUAUGUAUGAAGUGAAUGAACUACUACACACACACCG
Molecule: messenger RNA, 1520 nt
Organism: Aspergillus ibericus CBS 121593
Lineage: Eukaryota; Fungi; Ascomycota; Eurotiomycetes; Eurotiales; Aspergillaceae
Exons: 1
Coding region: 127-1083 (318 amino acids)
Source: RefSeq, a predicted model, not a curated record